This is a messenger RNA of Mucor velutinosus, 1266 nucleotides long. RefSeq lists its product as uncharacterized. The coding region runs from base 1 to 1266 and encodes 421 amino acids. Lineage: Eukaryota; Fungi; Mucoromycota; Mucoromycetes; Mucorales; Mucoraceae. Gene Ontology annotation, molecular function: lipase activity. The transcript is spliced from 3 exons. The record is from RefSeq and is a predicted model, not a curated record.
AUGGAAAGCAUUCGUCACUUGAUCAAAACCAACGUCCCCACCUCCAUCAUGGUGCCCAUCAUUCAGGGCAUUCUAUCUCUGCCACCGACAAUGGCUCGCUUCUUGAUUGCUGACUUCACUGCACCCAAGAAAUCGCAGAUGAGUUGGAUCAGAAUGAUUGAAAAGCCAGAAUGGAAAGGAGCCUGGAUAGGGCCUGAUAUGGCUCAAUGCCAAGAUGACGAUCAACUGCUGCAGAGAAUAAAAGACGCCGAUAUGAUCAUUUAUAAAGCGCAUGGUAACAGUUCUGUCAUGAGACGCAGUAAAAAAUGCAAAUUAACGCUUAGCAUGGUAGGCGGGGCUUUUCGAGUGGGACAUUGCACCAUGUAUAUGGAUGUAUUUCAAAACUGGAUCCAUUUGUUAAAGGAGCACCAUAACAUCAAUGCGUUGAUUUUAUCGGUUGAUUACAGUUUGGCACCCGAGCAUAUGUAUCCUGUGCCAGUGUUGGAGUGUGUAGCUGCGUACGAGUACCUUGUCAAUACACUGCACAUACCUGGGUCAAGAAUUAUUCUUUCUGGCGAUAGUGCUGGAGGCGCUCUCUGCCUGGAAACACUGAUUCGAGUCUAUGCACCCAACAUCUUGAAAGACCUUGGUGCCCCUCGGUCCAAUUACAAUGCUGAACUUCCUGCCGGUCUUUUACUUGUAUCGCCAUUGGUAUCCGCAAACACCUCUUCUUGGCUGUGGGAGUUCAAGCAGGACAUUGUCACUCCCAUGCUGGCAUCUCGCGUUUUGAAAGAGUAUCUCAAUUUACCAGAGGCCACCAACACGGACGAACUGCAUCUUUUGAAGCUGGCUCACAUCAGAUCUGAUUUUGAUCGGUUUGCUCCCAAGAAUGUCAUGGUGUAUGUAGGCGAAAGAGAGGUGAUGCGAGACGAUAUUCUGGCAUUGGCACAGACCGUCAAGCAAGACAAAAAGUUCAACGUGCGUAUCAGAAAAGAAAGCCUGGAGCACGACUGGUACUUUAUCCGAGAACUCGUCAGACCUCAAGACAAGCACAUCUUGCAAUCAUCCGAUCAAGAGUUCGCUGCGUUUUGUGCCCGCUCAUUGAAUGAGGCCACUGAAAACGCAGAGAAGAGGUCUUCUCCCAGCAAUGUUCGCCAGCUGGACGCUGUGGCAAAGGCUCUCUUGGCCGGUCAGCAGGCACACACCCAUCCUGUGCACCUUGUGCCCAAGGUUGACAGUGCCGAAGUUGAAAGUGAAGCUAUUGCAGUACCACCAAUUACAGCCUAG